Pogonomyrmex barbatus (red harvester ant) is the source of this 995-nucleotide messenger RNA. It is a transcript of the gene Roe1, whose product is annotated as grpE protein homolog, mitochondrial Roe1. Gene Ontology annotation, biological process: protein folding; protein import into mitochondrial matrix. Gene Ontology annotation, molecular function: adenyl-nucleotide exchange factor activity; protein homodimerization activity; protein-folding chaperone binding. Lineage: Eukaryota; Metazoa; Arthropoda; Insecta; Hymenoptera; Formicidae. The record is from RefSeq and is a predicted model, not a curated record. Gene Ontology annotation, cellular component: PAM complex, Tim23 associated import motor.
UCAAAUAGUACUAAUCGUAAUACCUUACCUUCUUCGAUAUUCUAUGAUCUCAAUUGUUUAUAUUCACGAUUGUUACUGAUCGCUACAUUUCGUCAUCUGGAUUUCAUCAUCCAUACCUCGAGAUUGCCGGAGUAAACCAUGGCGUCGAUCGUGCCGACAGUGCUGCGAUUUAGUCGUGUUACGAUAGAGAAUUUAUAUGAAAUUAAUCAAAAUGGAUUACGCAGGUUACCAUAUGUAUUUUCCUGGCAAAAAAAGCAUUUCAGUACAACGGAAAAGAAGAAACCGGAAGAGACUAUUGUACCUUCCAUGCAAGAAGUUAUAGAAAAUGAAAAGAAAUUAAAAACAGAAAUUGACCUCUUAAAGAAAGAAAAUGCCGAGCUUAAAGAAUCCAGAGACAUAUUUGAGGAUAAAUAUAAGAGAGCAUUAGCAGAAGGAGAAAAUAUUAGAGUUAGGCUUACUAAGCAGAUUAACGAUGCCAAACUGUUUGCUAUACAAGGCUUCUGCAAAGAUUUAUUAGAUGUAGCCGAUGUUUUAGGAAAAGCUGUUGAAAGUGUUCCAAAGAAUGAAAUUACAGAUAAGAAUCCACAUUUGAAAAGUUUAUAUGAAGGCUUAAUUAUGACACAAGCGCAAUUACAUAAUGUUUUCAAGAAGCAUGGCCUAAUUUCAUUGAAUCCAAUAAAUGAAAAGUUUGAUCCUAACGAACACGAAGCAUUAUUUCAACAAGAAGUAGAUGGGAAAGAUGCUGGAACGAUUGUAGUUGUGUCAAAAAUAGGAUAUAAAUUGCACGAAAGAAUAGUGAGACCAGCAUUAGUUGGUGUCGUUAAGGGAUAAUUAAAUGUAAAGAUAUUUUGGAAGCAAAGUUGUUCCUUUCUCCAUUCAACUUCCGUUGCUAGUCGCAUUAUAUACAAUGGAAUUUCCGCUUCAUAUGGAAAAUAUUUAUCUAAAAUAUUAACAUACAUGCAAAUUAUUCUUCUGAUAAUACAACAGUAUAUCCA